This is a messenger RNA of Lytechinus variegatus (green sea urchin), 4464 nucleotides long. RefSeq lists its product as uncharacterized. The record is from RefSeq and is a predicted model, not a curated record. NCBI's taxonomy places the organism in Eukaryota, Metazoa, Echinodermata, Echinoidea, Temnopleuroida, Toxopneustidae. Gene Ontology annotation, cellular component: SCF ubiquitin ligase complex. The transcript is spliced from 11 exons. Bases 497 to 3961 code for a protein of 1154 amino acids. Gene Ontology annotation, biological process: SCF-dependent proteasomal ubiquitin-dependent protein catabolic process.
UAUAGAUGUCUAUGCAGCUAGCUCGCUCGCCCGGCGAGCUAGUUGCGCCGGCGGCCGCGCCGGAGCCCCUGAGCCUGGCCGCCCGAUACCGGUAUAUCCUCGAGCUCGUAGCUAGGCGACUGAACUCAGCUUGUUACUUGUUAGAUGUGAGCAGGCAGGAUCUCAUCUUAUUUCAUCAUGCACAACGCAGCUGAUGCAGAUUUGAGUUGUGGGAUGUGCUAGUCAACAUGUGGUAGUCUAACGCUAGAUCUGCAACAAAGCUAUCCGAAUUCCAAUACCAAACUUGGCCAUGUUGGCCUUGGCUGCAUUCAACUGUUGAACUUGAAGUUCGACUUCAAGAGGUCAAGCUCACCCUAGGCCAAGGCCAAGGCCAGGGUUCAUUACCACCCUGCCUAGCCUGACUACAGGUACGUAGGUUUGCCCCAGGGACCUCGACACGUCUUCAGACAGCAGUACCGUACGGUACGUGUUCGGGCUGCCGCAGUAACAGUUCAAAAUGGGAAGCAGCAUCCUGCCUUUGCACCAGACAGCCUGUAGCACAGUUUGUGGAGCCUUGCUUGAUCGCAGUGAUCCACAUUCUGAAGACAAUAGGAGGACAGGAAGACAUCUUGUAGAGCAAUUGAAAAGCAAUGUCUUUGCUCCCAUUAGUGGUGAUGUCCUCAAGAUGUUUGUGAAAAGGUACCCAUCUUGUUUGACAUCGGAUCUUUUGCUCCUCCUAGCUCCACCUCAUCUGAGAGUCUUGGACCUUACUAAAUGCCACAACAUUGGAAAGUCCGAAAGUGACCUGCGAGCUCUCCGACAAGCUUUUUCCAGAUGCAAAUACCUGCAAAGUUUAGUUCUGAAUGAAAUGAGAAGUGAGGCUCACAACACUGAAGCUUUGAUUGAAGCUGUUGUUGAAACAGCACCUCAACUGACUUCAAUUUCAAUGGAGCGCAUACCAGUAAUUGAAGACAAACAUGUUCAGAUUUUACUGAGAGGAUUACCUUUCCUGACUUCCCUGAAUUUGUCCAUGUGUGAAUGCAUUACGGAUGAUGUCUUCUAUAUGAGUCAGGAUCAACUCUCAGAGAUUAGGCCAUGGAAAGGUAACAGUUUUCCUGGGAACCAUCUUGCAUCAGUGGACCUCUCUGGGUGUCAGAAUCUGACCAACACAUGCAUAAGGCAUCUACUGGAGCUCUGUGGACCAAACCUGAGGAAUCUCAAUGUUUCUUGCACAGCAAUGGACUUCUGUCUUUUGUGGUAUCUAUCUGGUUAUAGUUUGUCCUCAACGGUGCAGUUUGUUUUACAGGCAAAGAGGAAUCAAGAUGAGUCAUAUACAGAUGUGGCUUUUGAAGAACUUCUGGAGACAUUCAACUCCUUACAGAGGAGACUAGAUGAGAUGAAGAGAGGUGUCUUGGUUGAUAAGCUUCAAGGAGCAUCAUCAGAUGGUGGAGCUCAUGUACAAAAUGAUUCAAGAGAAACUGAUUUUAAGAAAGAUUCAUCGGUGAAUUCUAAAACCGUUUCAAAAGAGCAGAUCGGUGGACUUGGUGCAUCAGCAAUUGAAUGUGAGGACCUAGUACCAGGUAGCAGCUGUCCAUACAGCAUAGCAAAUGGUACUGAAAAUACUGCAAAUAUGGAUUGGUUGGAAGAUGAAGAUUCAAUUGCAUCACCACAAUGUGAACCUCUGGAUGCUGCAGGAAACUCUGUGGUGCUCAGUAACAGUGAGUUUGAUCAAUCAGGACUAGCUUCUGACUUAUCAAAUUGUUUUGAAACCUGUAUUGACUCAAAUGUGGAUACAAAACAUGGCACAAGUGUGUGUAGCAAUAGAGAAGUCAGUAUUGAAAUUGAUUCUGAAGAAAGCAAUGGCAUGUUAAAUAAAGUAAAUUCAAGUUGCAAUGCUGAAGCUAGUGAAACGGUCUUCCCAGAUCCCCAAACCAGGAAUGCAAGUGAAUCUGAGAAGCUUCAUCAUUUUGGUGAUGAAAGUGAGCUGCUCGUAACAGCUGAUAUGAACAUGAAUGUUACAAAUCCAUGUGAUGACAGCAUGCAAUGCCAGUUGUGUGGUCGUAUCAAUAGAACUUGCAGAUUCAGUAACACUGGAUCAGCAAGUGGGAUUCUUGAACAAAACAAUGAGUCAGUUGAUUAUGGAAUUCCAAUAAAGCUCACUGAUCAAGUCCGUAUAAUAAGUGAUAUAUCAGCCAGCAACCCAAAAGAUAGCAAAUGUGAUCUUGAUCAAAACCAGAGGAAUGUUAAUUCAAGUAUCCUAAAACAUGUGAAGAGUGAUUCAUAUUUUGCUAUGGAAAGCAGAUGUGAUCAAUGUCAAGAUUCCGCAAUACUUGUAGAAGAUGGUCACACAAAUACACAGGCAAGCCAAAUGAUACCUGCAGGUUACAUGCAUCAAGAUGUGCUGGAAACUCCUCAUUUGCCAAGUGACAAGUGUCAUUCGGAAUGCCCAAGAUUUUUAUCUUGUGAUGAGCACAUAUAUGAGAAGACUGGACAAAGUAUGUUGCAAGAUUCUGAUCCUUCUCCGUGUGUAGAGUUGGCCUCAGCAUGCGCAUUUCAAUUGGCUUCUGCAACAGCUACCUAUAGAGCCAUGGAAACUACUAACGUGAGUGGGAAUGAAAGUUUGCAAGAGAACACCUCGAGUGUGACAAAGCGUAACCUAGCGUCACCUGUUGAAGGGACUGCUGUGUGUUGUGCUAUAGAGAUGAAAGAGAGCAGCUCAUCAAGUGGAAAUAGGAGUUCAUCUGUGGAUGGAAGCACUACUGAACCUCCUGUUGGUAUGCAUUCCACCUCUGAGAUGACUAAUGAUGGCACAAGGACUUGUUGGUCCACAGAACCUAGAGAUUGUCUUGAUUCUUCAUUGCCAGCUGCAUUGCAAAAUCCUGUAUCUCGCCUCUUUGAACCAAACAUAGUCUCACUUGACAUAAGUUUUAUUGGGUUGAACGAUGCUGUACAUGUAGUUUCAUCUUGUUUGGAGGACUGCUUUUCAGUCAACCAUCAGGUCAAGGAAUUGGUCCUGUCUCAGAAAGCCCUAACAGAUGCCAUGUUGGAUAUCAUCUCUAAGAAUGUCAAAGAUUUGAGAAAUUUCAAAAUGUACGAAUGUCAAGAAAUCAGCAAUGAAGGUCUUGCAUCAUUCUUGAAAGGAUGUCCUAAUCUCCAAUAUUUGGAUGUUCAAGGCCCAAGCCAUAUUGGUGAUCAAGGGGUAUAUCCAAUCUUUGAGCAUGGUGAGAAUAACAAAUUGAGCGUUAUCAAGCUGUCAGAGACAUGUAUCACUGAUAUCACCCUCCACAGAAUAGCAACAACUAUUGGCCCCAAGCUUCAGGAGUUAGUGCUACUCUGGUGCGAUGAUGUCUCUGAUGCAGGGCUUUACAAGAUAGCUCAUCACUGCCCAUCUCUGACGACGUUGCUUCUAAGGCAGCGCACCAUGCGGUCAGAAACACUUCAGGCCUUCGUGUACAAUUGUCCUCACCUAAAGGAUGUUGGGUUGUCUUCAAUUAGUUGUAUAACUGGGGAACUCAUGGAAUCUCUAGCUUCUAGACUCAAGAGACUUAAAAGACUUGAUGUCAGCUGGAAUUUUGAUUUAACGAACCAGGCUGUCUCAGCCAUCUUGUCAUCUUGUCCAGUCUUGGAAGAGCUAUUACUGUGUGGUGUCAGGCAGAUCACAGAAAAGCCUUUCCUAUCUAUCAUAGCAAAUUACCCCAAGUGGAAGAGAUGUCGGUUACUAAUUCAAGUGAAAAUGAGAGAACAAAAACUGAGAAGAGAUACUGGGCUUGCUCAGCUUUCGAGUGAUGAGGAAUUUGAAGAUCUUUACGUUCCUCACCGUUCAACCAGCUAUGCUCCAUCGCUUCAGAAUCUAGACUUGCAGUACUGUGACCAUGUCAAUGACAAUCGUCUCCAGGAAAUUGUGGCUGUCUGCAAAGGCGCCCUCAACAUCAUAAAUUAUUAUGGAGAGGACAUCAGGCCUAAGCUCCUGCAUUCAGUGUAGUUUGGGCUUCCCGGACUGGACAUUCCAUUCUAAUUCCAUCCAAGAAUUUGCAGAAGAUGCAAAUUUGAGAUUGAAAAACCACAUAAGUUUCAUUCAUGAGUCAAACUGGGAAGGAUGACAAUUUGUAAGCUAUCUGAAAAAGCCGUCUCCAGUUUGGUUCUAUUGAAGGAUUGCUGCUCACAAGUGCAGAGGAAUUUGGGAUAACCAUUCUACAAUAUACGUCACUGGUUAUGUGGUUUAUUCACCUCAAUUGGAUGUUAUAGAGAUCUUGUGUACACAUGCAGUAUGGGAUUGAAUAUUUUAUUCCCGGACAAGACACUAGGGCUAUUCCAUGUAGAUGUAUGCAAAGUUACAACCCUACAGAUGGCCGGAAUGUGGCAGGCCAUCUGAGUGCCUCAGUAGUUGUGAAUUCAUCAGUGUAGUACAAGAAAUAGUUUUGGACUGUAUAGUUGUCCUUGUUUACAAAUGCAUUAUCAGCCAUUCAGUAAACUCAUUUUAAACUA